AUGAAUUUAUCUUUAACUAUUUCAGGCAGCGAUCCUAAAACUAAAAUAUCAUAUCUUCCUUGGAAUAACCCAGAUAACAUUUUAAGCUAUCAAGCCUAUACAGACACAGUGUUUCAUUAUAACAACAUAUUGAAACCUUUAGUUAUAAGUGUGGGCGUGUCCACCAACAUCAUCAACUGUGUGGUGUUCACUCGCCAAGGACUGAGAGACCGCAUGAACCUCUGUCUCUUUGUCCUGGCGCUGGUAGACAUGACCUACCUGGCCUACUCUCUCAUAUUUACUCUCGCCUUCUGGAUUAGAUUGCUGGAGCCGAUACUAGGUGAGGAGGUGUAUCAGAAGACCUACUAUUAUGCUACAGGUGCCAAUUUCGGGUUUAGAGAGACCUCGGCCUGCAUCAGUGUAUUAAUUGCUGUAGAGCGCUGUGUGUGUGUAGUCUUUCCUCUCCGGGCCAACAAUCUCAUGAGCACCAGAACCAUGGGCAUCCUGCUUGUUGCCAUAGUGAUUGGCAUGCAGCUAGCGUUCGUUACGACACCUAUUAAAAGGUAUGUGCUUCCUACCUACGACAACAUCACGGGCGAGACGAGGUGGAGGAUGGUUCCGUCAGCUGCCUGGCAGAACAGCGAAGGUCUUCUCCGCUAUGAUGUCAUCGAGGACACGAUCAUGAUGGUCAUCUUUCCCCUGGCAACCUUCAUCCUGGUGUCGGGGGCAACAGCCAUCACGGUUGUCAAGCUGAGAGCCGCCAUGUCGUGGAGGGAGAAGACCAGCUCAACCAGUAGUGAUGCUCAGGUCCAGCAGGUGGCGCUGACCAAGAUGCUUGUCCUCGUCUCGUGCAUCUUCAUCGCCAGCAAAGUGCCGUGGAUCGCACUCACUGUGGCUCGCAUUUUCUAUCCCGACUUCUCUCCUUCUGGUCGUCAGUCCAACGUGUUCCGGGUGGCAGAGCUGAUUGCCUUUUACUUCCCUUACGUCCACAGCGCCGUCAACUUCUUCAUCUACAUCUCGCGAUCCUCGAGAUACAAGUCUGAGCUGCGGGCCAUCUGUAACUGUCCUUAUAACGGUUAUUUUCACAAGGGGUCUGUAUAG
Molecule: messenger RNA, 1080 nt
Organism: Pomacea canaliculata
Lineage: Eukaryota; Metazoa; Mollusca; Gastropoda; Architaenioglossa; Ampullariidae
Exons: 1
Coding region: 1-1080 (359 amino acids)
Cellular component (GO): membrane
Molecular function (GO): G protein-coupled peptide receptor activity
Source: RefSeq, a predicted model, not a curated record